UAUGAAAUUAUUUCUAGAGGCUGUUCAACAAAAUUGUGACAUGGAUAAAGUUCUUAAUUUAAACAUUGUUUUGGAACAAUAUAGUUUUUGAUGUGGUAGAAAUGGAUAAUUCACACAAAUACAUCAAUGAUAAAGAUAAAAUAAAACCAUUGUUACUACAAUUUAUUCGCCGAGACAUCCAAAUACUUAAAGAAAGUUUACCGGCAGGAAUUUGGGUGAAAACUUUUGAAAAUCGUAUGGAUUUGUUUUCUAUAAUGAUUAGAGGACCAGAAAAAACUCCAUAUGCUGGUGGUUUGUUUCUGUUUGAUGUCAAAAUUCCACCCACAUAUCCAAUCCGACCUCCACUCUGUCAUUAUUAUAGUUAUUGUGAGUACCGGAUGAAUCCAAAUCUAUAUAAUGAUGGAAAAGUAUGCCUUAGUCUUUUGGGUACUUGGUCUGGUCAUGGUGUUGAAUUAUGGUCACCUAAUGGUUCAAAUUUAUUACAGCUUCUAGUAUCAAUACAAGGACUGAUAUUGGUGAGUGAACCAUAUUAUAAUGAACCGGGAUUUGAUACCUUCCGAGGUGAAGAGCUUGCAGAAGAAAACUCUCGUGUUUACAACCAAAUGGCUCUAAUCAAAGUAGUGCAGUCAAUGACAAAUAUUACGUUAAACAUGAAUAAUUCAUACCAUAAAAGUGCAGGGUAUUUUGAAGAAGAAAUACUGGAACACGUAAAAACACAUGGUCUAGAGUAG
Messenger RNA from Acyrthosiphon pisum (pea aphid), 731 nucleotides. Its product is annotated as (E3-independent) E2 ubiquitin-conjugating enzyme-like. Lineage: Eukaryota; Metazoa; Arthropoda; Insecta; Hemiptera; Aphididae. The transcript has 5 exons. The record is from RefSeq and is a predicted model, not a curated record. The coding region runs from base 102 to 731 and encodes 209 amino acids. Gene Ontology annotation, molecular function: ubiquitin conjugating enzyme activity.